AUGUUAAUAAAUAGGACACAUUACCAAAUAUUGUCCACAUAUUAAUUAUUAACAUAGAAUUCAAGCUAAAUUUUCAGCAAAACAAUAAUAAAUUAGCUAGAAACGAUAAGUAUAUAAUCGAUAAAAGGCAAGAUCUUAAAAUGCCAAGUAAAAUUUCAAUAUAUUAUUUAAUUAAUUUUAUAUCUUUUUGAUAAAUUGUUCACUAAUCAUUUUUUAAUAACUGGAAAAAAAUUUUAAUAUUUAAAUUCUUCUAAGUUUUUGUUUGAUUUGAAUUAUUAAAAUCAAAUAAAAACAUAUUUAAAUAUUAUAAAAAGGGGAUUUUUGAAAGUAUUAAAGUAGCAAAGAAUUCAAUCAGAAAGUGAAGAAUAAAAAAGUUUAAAUAUUUUGCUAGAAAACGAUUUUUACACAUUUUCAUAAAUAAAAGAUUAAAAUAAAUUUAGUAAUUCGCAGAUUGUAGAAUCUUCGCCUUAGAAAAAGAGAAACCAUCAAUAAAUUAAAAAGAGAUAAAACUUAAAAGAAUAGGCUGAUAAAAAUUUUAAAAAAUCUUAGCAAAUACUUGAUUAGAGCGGAGGAGAGGUAUUUGAUGAAAUUAGAGAGGAAAAAAGCACAUUUGAUCAAAUGUAAGAAAUAGAAGGAUAAGAGUCAUAAAUAAAGUUUAUGAAAUCCAAGAGUAAAAAUACUUCGUUUCUCAAAAACUCAAUAACGGUUGAUACGUGCAGCAUUUCAGAUUUUGCAAAAAACACCAACACAAAUCCCAAAUUAAAUUCUUAGCAAGAUGAUGAAACAAUUAAUGUGACUUCUAAUUUAAUAAGCGACUUUUAAAUAAAAGACAUCCAAAAAAUUUAUAAAUAACUUACUAAUUAAUAAUAAUAGCAAAAUAACGAAUAAAUUUGUAAUAAUUUUACAAACAGAUGCUCGAUUGACUCAAGUAAUAACAUAAAUUGUUUUUAAGAUAUGAUUUUAAAUGUUAAUGGAUAAAUUAUAUAUGAUUAAACUGAAUUAUAGAAUCCAUCAACAAUUAUAUCAAUAAAUUAAGGAAUUUAUUCGGAGUAGUCACAUAAAUAAUUAUCAAGGAUAGAACCCUUCUAGCAAUAAGUUUGUCUCAAUUAGAAAAAUGCCAAUCUUGAUUUGCAAAAAAAAUAAAAUAUGUUAGAUAAUUUAAUUCUCAAAAUUAAAACUCAUUUUUAAAAUUAAGAUAGUAUUUAAUAAUCUUCUUGCUUUUCAGUUGAUUCCAUUAAAAAAUUUAAAUAUUACUUCCCUACCUUUAACUAUGAUAUAAUCUUUAAAUAAUAAGAAAAGUAUUUUUGUUUAAGAAUUAAAAAAAGCUUAACGUGUAAAAACAAUGAAAAUCAAAUUAAAAAGCAUUGA
Tetrahymena thermophila SB210 is the source of this 1368-nucleotide messenger RNA. Its product is annotated as cyclic nucleotide-binding domain protein. The record is from RefSeq and is a predicted model, not a curated record. The transcript has 2 exons. NCBI's taxonomy places the organism in Eukaryota, Ciliophora, Oligohymenophorea, Hymenostomatida, Tetrahymenidae.